CACUAGUUAUUUUACUUUAUUUUUUUCCUAAAACUUCAGAAGUAAAAAACGAUCAAAACCCAAAAAAUGGCUAAUCUUUUUCCCCAACUUUCAACCACAAUCCUCCUAAUUUUCUCUUUUUACAUCGUUACUUCAACCACAACCGCCAACGACGUCAACUCCCUUGUCCUAGAUGUUGAAGGGAACCCACUCGAAGUAGGUUCAUCUUACUACGUCCGUACUGCAGUGUCAAUAUACAGAAUAGGGGGUGGCCUAGUCGCGGCAUCCAAACCAAACCAAAUUGAAUGCCCUCAAUACGUAGCCCAAUUAGCCGAAGGCUGGUACGGCGAAGCCCCAAUAACAUUCCUACCAUCAGACCCAUCACAAAAACACGUUCACAUUUCCUCAGACCUUAACAUAAUCUUCAACACCUCAUCUAGCGUCUGCUCGCAAGGGGCAUGGCAGCUAACCCCCGAUGCCAACUCCGGUGAACUCCACUUGUCUACCGGAGGUGUUAUUGGAAACCCGAGCCCUCAGACCGCAGCUAAUUGGUUCAAGAUAGAGAAAAGUAUUGCUGGUUCGGAGUUUUACCAGCUCGAAUAUUGUCCGUCUAGUAGUACGAUCAACGGGUUUGCAGCUAAGAAAGAUAUAGUAUGCGGCUUUAUCGACGCUAUUUUCGGCAGAAAUGACUACCGCAUGUUGUGGUUAGGUCUAGUUCAAGGAAGGCCAAGUUUCAACACUCUAAGUUUCAUUAAAGCUUAAGUGUCGUGUGGUUUUCCUCGCUCCUAAAUACAUUACUACGCAUGUACUCAAGAAUAAUAUAAAUAAAUAAACAAGGUUGUUCAUCUUGAAAAUUUCUCUUCAUUUGAGUACUUAAUUACGAAUGUCUUUGGCGGAA
This is a messenger RNA of Chenopodium quinoa (quinoa), 877 nucleotides long. Its product is annotated as miraculin-like. Bases 67 to 741 code for a protein of 224 amino acids. Gene Ontology annotation, molecular function: endopeptidase inhibitor activity. The transcript has a single exon. Lineage: Eukaryota; Viridiplantae; Streptophyta; Magnoliopsida; Caryophyllales; Amaranthaceae. The record is from RefSeq and is a predicted model, not a curated record.